GUAAUGAACCAAUAAUAGUUUUCUAACUUAUCUAAGAGAAAAAAUCAAUCUAGGUGAUCUCUCUGUUCAACUCUGGUACCCUACAGUGGGAGUAUGGGUUGGGUGGAAGUGAAUGAAAUGGAAUAAUAUCAGAAGCGCCACACUCGUCAAUUUCCUCUCACACCAUCGGAAAGUAUUCCUUUGAUGCUCAGUGACGAAUGUCUCUGCCGUAGCUGUUUUUCGUUCUUUGCGUACACCAAAAAGACUUAACAGAGUACAACUCGUCCACAUAUCGCAAUUAAAGGCACCAAAUUACUCAGACACUGAUUGAAAUUGACGCUCUUUGAGACACGAGCAGUACGGUACUGAAUGAAUUAUUUAUGAUGUUGGACACGCUUUUUCCGCAGACCAAAUGUUGUCAGUUUUUUUCUUGGAUGGCAACAUUAUUUUGUUGUUUUUUUUUCCAGAGAGAAGAAAAAGUGCAACUAUGGAAUCUCUAUUUUUGACCACAUAUUUGAGACUCUGGCAGCUAUUUCCGUACAUGGCCCAGUGCCAGUGGCCAGAAAUAGAUCUAUCUCUCUUAUGCCAUGUAUCCACCAUGUGUUCAUCCAAAACGACCAUGGAUUUGCAGUCCUCCUGUCGUCACCCAUAAAUAUUUUAAUCACGUACCUCUGACACUUGAUUAAAAGAUCAUCCCGCGAAGAUUGAGCGCGAAAUUAUUAAUGAUCCCCAUCCGACCCUUUCGUAGACAUCAGGACGCCAACCUGACACUUUUUGCCACCGGAAUUGUUGGGUAUCAUGAGGAAAAGUAUGAUUUGGGGAAACUUUUUUUUACCAUUUCGUACAAUAUUAUGCCUCUGGCAGUGACGCGUGUUUCACGAUUGGUCAACCAGCAAAUGAUGCUCAAAACCGUGGAAAUAUUUAAUGGGAUCAACAUCCAUUGAGUGAUAUUAAUUACCAUGUACAUGAAUAUUUCCAUUCAAAACUAAGCAAUUUUCCGGUGACUUCACUAAUUGGAUAUUUCAUCGCAAUAUGGACAGUUUUGUUUGGCAAAUUUGACUAUUUUAUUGCUGGAGAAUUUACACACAAUGAUUCGUGAUCAUGAUAUUGCUGACUUUUAUUGAGAAAAUUUAACAUUAUUUUAUUGCAAAUGAUGUUUUUGUGGUCAACAAAAAUAUAUUUUCAAAGGAUUAAUAUGACCAAUUCAGUAUUAAAUUGGUAUUUAUUUUAUUUGAAAAAUUGAUUUGGCUUUGAUAUGAAGUAUCAAAAUUAUUAUUUAGUUAUAUUUUAUUUUUAGCCAUUCGAUUGCAAAUAAUUGCCAUUAACAGUGAUUUCUAAAAGAGGAAAUAUUAAUUUGAAAAUUUAUUAAAAUAUUAUUUACUGUCAUAACCUGUGCCAAUUCUAAUUUCUGUGCUAAUAUCCAUGUAGUAUAAAAAAGAGAUUGUAAGGUUAAAUACGUUUAAUCGUUAAAUUCACAUUUCACGUUAUUUAUGAAAGAGUCGUUCAAAAUAUAGAGCUUCAUGUAACUACAGUUUUUUUCUGAUAAAUUUUUAUAUUAAACCUAAACUCUAUUUAUUCGAAUUUGAACCUGCGACGGAUUCAUCGGUUGCAUCGGCCGUUUGUGCAGAUACGAUAGCGGUCGAUACAAUCGACGAUAUAAUGUUCUGAGUAGAUCUAUACAUCAACUACAACCUAUUAAUAUUUCAACCGAAUAAUAAGGGUUCACCUUUUGGCAAUUAUUUGAAAUGGUGGAAAGAAACGUCCAAUCAAAAUAGCGUCUACGUCAUUCCGCAAAACUAGAAUAUGGCCAUUUUUUAGAUGAUGUAUGAAUCGAAGUUUAAAUCGGUUAAGGAACGGUAAAUUAUGCUAAAGUACUUUUUAGGUAUAAGUAUCAAAGUUACGGAUUCGAGCAUUCCGCAAAGCAUGGGACGAUUUUCCACCCCUUUUAUAGAGAGAUGGGUUGUUUAGUCUAAUCUUCUAUAGACUCAAGUACAGUGAAGCUUCCUGGAUACACACGGGAAAUAAUUUUUGUUGAAAAUGUUUUUUUUUAAGAUAAUUUACCCUAUCAUUAUAGGUAGAAAUGUAAUUUUUCUUAAACAGGCAGAUUUUGACGAAUUUUUUUCGAACAUAGAAUUGGGGCACCUUUGAAUAUAGGAUACCUUUGAAAUUGGGAUUUUUCACCUCUUUUUAAAUUAAAUUGACCCUUGUCGUGAUAUAAUUUAGCUGUACAAACAGAUUGAGAAGCUAAAUUACAUUAUGAUAUGGCUAAGUUCCACUUAAAUGUAGGUGAAAAAUCCCAAUUUCAAAGGUGCCCCACUUCCCCCUAGAGGUCAUAACCCAUUACUAGAAGGUAACUUAAGAUUUUGAUUUCGCAAAGUUAAUUUAUAAAGUUCAGAUUUUAUAAAAUCAAUUGAUUCGAAAAUAGUUAGAUCCAGGAUUUAAACAGGUCUGCUCUGCUACUUACUAUUAAUUAUGGCUUCCGAUAAGCCGAUCAUUUAUCGGUGCCGAUAAAUCCAUCAUAGAAAUCGAUCCUCGUUGAUUAACCAACUAUGAAGAUGAUGGAGAUUAAUCGGCUCAUCGGCGCUGAUCAUGGAAACCGAUCGGCAUAAAUCAGCUGAUUAGAUGAUCUACCACUCUAAGAGCGGAGAAAGACUAAAAUACUUCUCUAAGGAGAAGUACUUUUUCUCUAAGAAGAAGUUUUUUAGUCAGAAGUGGUCUACAAAUAUGGUAAAGUGGUACAAGUUGGACCAUGGUACAAGUUGGACAAUGGUACAAGUUGGACAGGACUUUUUUUUUUGAUAAAUUUAGUACUUCAUUUUUAUUUGUAUAUUUUUAAUGCUUUAAGCAUUAUCCAGAUGGGCAAAAUAUUUACUCUCUCAAAAUAUUUUUGCUAUUUUACACACUAGAAUAGGCGAGAGCUUAAAAUUUUUUUAUUGAAAAAAGUUAAACGCUCUUGAACUUUGGUGCUAUAAUAGAAAAAUAUUUAUGACAAAAAUUGCUUUCCACGCUCAGAGUGAUUAUUACGCGAACUAUUUUCUUGGCGGGAACAACUUUCGGAAAGAUUUCGGAAUAAGAUUUAUGGAUAUACUGUCAAAGCUGUCAAAUGUUAUGUGAUUGCGCGGUAAAAGAAAAAUAAAAACAAAGAUUGAUUUUCGCGAUAUUUUUAAUAAUUUUUCGUGAAAACUGAAAUGAAAGCAUUAAGUACGCGCAAGCAGGAGUUUAUAAUAAAUGAAGUGCGUGAAAACCCUUGUAUUUGGGACCUUUAUUGUCCUGAAUAUCGUAAUGUGGUCGCGAAAGAUAGAGUGUAUGGAAAAAUAGCAAAGAAACUUCAAAAACCUCCCGAAGAAAUUAUCAAGGCAUGGUCUGCGCUGAAGGAAAAGUACAAGAAAGAAAAGGAAAAGGAGAAAGCAUUGAAACCACGAUCGGGGGCAGCAGGAGGGAGGAAAUACAUUAUCAAGUCUUGGGACCUAUUUGAAAACAUGACAUUCCUCGACAAAAUUUUGAUAAAGAAAUCUACUGAAGAAUCAGUUUCCGUCGUAUUUCCUGAGAGCAAGGCUGGGAUUUCCUCUCAAAUAAAAUCAGAUAUCCUAGAGCUGGAUUCUCAUUCAUCAAGUGAUAACAUAAUUCUACUUGAUGGUCCCAGGGCUGUUGAAAAUAGUUGUGAUCCAAUUUGUUACCAAACUGUUGAAGAGAUUCGCUACCAAGUGUCCAACCGAGCUCGUGAAUAUUCAAGUCAGAACCCAGGACAAUCUUUUGGAUCUUCAAAUUGCACUCUCCCAAAUCAAGUGUCAACUCAAAUUUCCGAUAAAGUUUCCAGCCAAGCUCAUAAACCUUCUACUCAGACAAAAGGGUCUUCUUUUGAGACUCCCAUCACCAUGUUUCCAGUACACGUGUCUGUUUCGACAUCCAACAGAGUGCCCAAUCAAGCUACUAAACCUCUAAAUCAGACUGCAGGCUCAGCUUUCGCCAGUUCAAGUAACACAUUUCCAGUUUCGCGUUUUAUUGUUAUAGUUUUAUUGUGACAG
Messenger RNA from Phlebotomus papatasi, 4004 nucleotides. RefSeq lists its product as uncharacterized. Gene Ontology annotation, biological process: regulation of transcription by RNA polymerase II. Gene Ontology annotation, cellular component: transcription regulator complex; nucleus. The transcript has 2 exons. Bases 3168 to 4001 code for a protein of 277 amino acids. The record is from RefSeq and is a predicted model, not a curated record. NCBI's taxonomy places the organism in Eukaryota, Metazoa, Arthropoda, Insecta, Diptera, Psychodidae.